ACAAAACAAAAACAAACAGAGCGAGAGGGGCCAGAGGCGCUGCGGGGCGACGGCCGAGGCUGAGAAUAUCUACCUUCUCUGAAGUUGUUGCUGGUGCAGAGUGGAACACCUACCUCAAGAUUGUCUUGUGAGAUUCUAAAGGAAGACUUCAAUUUGGUAAUUUGUUUAAUCAGUGCAAGUGAAAUUAAGGAACAAUGGAUGUAGAAAAUGAGCAGAUACUGAAUGUGAACCCCACAGAUCCUGAUAAUUUAAGUGAUUCUCUCUUUUCUGGUGAUGAAGAAAAUGCUGGGACUGAGGAAAUAAAGAAUGAAAUAAAUGGAAAUUGGAUUUCUGCAUCCUCCAUUAAUGAAGCUAGAAUUAAUGCCAAGGCAAAAAGACGACUACGGAAAAACUCAUCCCGGGACUCUGGCAGAGGAGAUUCAGUCAGUGAUAACGGAAGUGAAGCGGUUAGGAGUGGAGUAACUGUGCCGACCAGUCCAAAGGGAAGGUUGCUAGAUAGGCGAUCCAGAUCUGGGAAAGGAAGGGGACUACCAAAGAAAGGUGGUGCAGGAGGCAAAGGUGUCUGGGGUACACCUGGACAAGUUUAUGAUGUGGAGGAGGUGGAUGUGAAAGACCCCAACUAUGAUGAUGACCAGGAGAACUGUGUUUAUGAAACUGUAGUUUUGCCCUUGGAUGAAACAGCAUUUGAAAAAACUUUAACACCAAUUAUACAAGAAUACUUUGAGCAUGGGGAUACUAAUGAAGUUGCGGAAAUGCUAAAAGAUUUAAAUCUUGGUGAAAUGAAAAGUGGAGUACCAGUGUUGGCAGUGUCCUUAGCAUUGGAGGGGAAGGCUAGUCACAGAGAAAUGACAUCUAAGCUUCUUUCUGACCUUUGUGGGACAGUCAUGAGCACAAAUGAUGUGGAAAAGUCAUUUGAUAAAUUGUUGAAGGAUCUACCUGAAUUAGCAUUGGAUACUCCUAGAGCACCACAGUUGGUGGGCCAAUUCAUUGCUAGAGCUGUUGGAGAUGGAAUUUUAUGUAAUACCUAUAUUGACAGUUACAAAGGAACUGUAGAUUGUGUACAGGCUAGAGCUGCUCUGGAUAAGGCUACUGUGCUCCUGAGUAUGUCUAAAGGUGGAAAACGUAAAGAUAGUGUGUGGGGCUCUGGAGGUGGGCAGCAGUCUGUCAAUCACCUUGUUAAAGAGAUUGAUAUGCUGCUGAAAGAGUAUUUACUCUCUGGAGACAUUUCUGAAGCUGAACAUUGCCUUAAGGAACUGGAAGUACCUCAUUUUCACCAUGAGCUUGUUUACGAAGCUAUUGUAAUGGUUUUAGAGUCAACUGGAGAAAGUGCAUUCAAGAUGAUUUUGGAUUUAUUAAAAUCUCUUUGGAAGUCUUCUACCAUUACUGUAGACCAAAUGAAAAGGGGUUAUGAGAGAAUUUACAAUGAAAUUCCAGACAUUAAUUUGGAUGUUCCACAUUCAUACUCUGUGCUUGAGAGAUUUGUAGAAGAAUGUUUUCAGGCUGGAAUAAUUUCCAAACAACUCAGAGAUCUUUGUCCCUCACGGGGCAGAAAGCGUUUUGUAAGUGAAGGAGAUGGUGGUCGUCUUAAACCAGAGAGCUACUGAAUAUAAGAACUCUUGCGGUCUUAGAUGUUAUACAAAUAUAUAUCUGAAUUGUAAGAGUUGUUAGCACAGUUUUUUUUAAGCACUUGUUUUGGGUACAAAGCAUUUGUGAAAUUUUAUAAACUUCAUUUAAGGGGAAUUUUUAAAAGAAGUGUUUUCUUUUUUCUUUGUUUUUGAGGGGAUAAAGGAUGGACAAAAAAGUAACCACUUCUUAAGUGGAAUAUUCUAAUAAGCUAUCUUUUCUAAGUGCCAUGUUUAUGACCUAAUCAUUCCAAGUUUUGCAUUGAUGUCUUGACUGCCACUUCUUUCUUUCAAGGACAGUGUUUUUUGUAGUAAAAUCACUGGUUUAUACAAAGCUUUAUUUAGGGGGUAAAGUUAAGCUGCUAGAACCCCGUGUUGGCUGCUGCUGCUGAAUACUGUGCUUUGGGAGUAAAAAAAAAAGGUCUUUUUUUUGUCUUAAAGAAUUUUUAAAAAAUGAUUUAGUCAUGAGACUUAUUCAUCUUUCCAGGGAACAUAUUGUUUGGUCUUAAAAGACUAGACAGUUAAGUAAAUGGUGGCUGGAACAUCUAUUUUUCUACAAAACUGGAAAAAUGAACCUGGUUCUACAAGAAUGUACAACACACAAUAAAACAUGUGAAGCAUCGUUGAUUCUU
Dipodomys ordii (Ord's kangaroo rat) is the source of this 2254-nucleotide messenger RNA. RefSeq names its product programmed cell death 4 (neoplastic transformation inhibitor) (gene Pdcd4). Lineage: Eukaryota; Metazoa; Chordata; Mammalia; Rodentia; Heteromyidae. The transcript has 13 exons. The record is from RefSeq and is a predicted model, not a curated record. Gene Ontology annotation, biological process: negative regulation of DNA-templated transcription. The coding region runs from base 195 to 1604 and encodes 469 amino acids. Gene Ontology annotation, cellular component: cytosol; nucleus.